This is a messenger RNA of Meloidogyne enterolobii, 1724 nucleotides long. Lineage: Eukaryota; Metazoa; Nematoda; Chromadorea; Rhabditida; Meloidogynidae. The record is from the annotation of a GenBank genome assembly.
UAUUAAACAAGUUGUAAAGGAGUAUAUGAGAAAUUGAACGAAAUAGUUUUCCUACUAAAAGAAAAGAUGUAAGAGAAAUAAGAGGGACAAAAGAAGAGAGAAAGAAAGAAGAAAAAUAAUGUCCUUCUAAAGAAGAGGUGACGCUUUCUGUUAUUAACGACAAAAUGUUAUGUAGGGUAAAAAUCGACAAAAUGCCACAAAAAGUAAUGCGAAAAAAUGUCACUAAGGGGUAAAAUCGACAUUUUGUCACAAAUGAUAAAAUUUAUUUUGGCGUUGUGUUAAUUUUCUUGGCGUUAAUUUUAUUUGGUGUUUUGCCAAUUUAUUUAUCAAAAAGUUAACUUUUUUGCUUAUUUUUUUCUGUGUUUUUCGUUCUUUUUCGUUUUUUUUUGACUCAUUUUUGACUCAUUUUCCUCAAAUUUUUUCAAUUUUAGAGAGGUUUUCCAGAGGUUUUUGAAGAUUAAAAUGGCUGACCAGCAAGAUAUGACUCCAGAUUCAUUUUUAAAAGAUGAGAACGAAAAGAAUCCUGGAUCGUAUGAUGAAUUGCACAGGUUUUUGUUGAAUUUUAUGUUUAAUUUUAUUGUCUAUUUUGCUUGUAGAAAGUGCAAAGAAUUGUUCCCGGUCUGUUUUGAAGGAGCUAAAGGAAUGGUUCAAAAACCGUUGAGCCAGCGUUUUCAGAUUUCUCAUAGUAUGAGCAUUUCUCAAGCGGCCACAGGUUAUCGUUUGGGAGCUACUUAUGUUGGCACUAAACUAACUGGUCCAGGCGAGGCAUUUCCUGUUUUGUUGGGUGAUAUGGAUUUGUUUGGGAAUACUGCUGGGACUAUUAUACAUCAAAUUGGACGAUAUCGGAUGAAGUUACAAGGACAAGUUCAAAUGAGUAAAUUAGCUGCUGCACAAGUUUCACUUGAACGGCGUGGACGCCUUUCAACAAUCGGAAUGACUUUGGCAAAUUUAAAUCCAUUUAAUGGUAAUGGUGUUUUUGUUGCCCAAUAUCUUCGAAGGCUGACUGAACGAUUAGAUUUGGGUGCUGAAUUUGUUUAUCAGAAGGAUCCGAGAAUGCCAGGAGGUCAAAUCAGCGCCCUUUCUUAUGCUGCUCGUUAUACUAUGCCUGAUUAUAUAUUUUCUGGAUCUACAGCAAUUAAUUCUGCUACAGCUUCUUUUACUACAGCUCAUUUAUGUUAUUACCAUAAACAGAGUGAUCAUUUGCAAUUUGGUGUUGAAUUGGAAGCGAAUUUUCGUAUGCAGGAUGUAAAUACGACAUUUGCUUAUCAAAUAGAAAUUCCCGAUUCAAUAAUUUUACGUGCUUGUUGUGAUACAAAUUGGACUGUUGGAGCUGUUUUAGAAAAGAAAUUAUCAAAACAAUUUCCUUUUACUUUAGCCUUAAGUGGAAUGCUCAAUCAUGUUAAAUCACAGGGAAGAUUUGGAAUUGGAUUAAUUGUUGGUUGAAAAUUUAAGAAAUAUUUUUCAAAAUUUUUUAGUGAGAAACUCAAUAAAAAAAAUUAAUUUAAGAAAAAAAUAUUGCUAUUUUUGUGGUAAAUUUGUAGGGUGACAUCCUUUCUUCCUUCAUCUAUUCCAAAAUUACCCUCCAUUUGUAGAUGGCAAAAAAAAAACAAUCUUUCUUAAAGGAUUCAAUUAUUCAAGGUCUAUCCUUCUUCCACUUGAAGAGGUCUUAUAUUAGAGAGAGGAGAGAAGACAGGCCUCUAGCUCUUUCUUUUUUACUCAUCCAC